GUUUCUCCCGCUGAUGAGGUUUAUACAGUCUGAGAACAAGAGCGAUAGGGUGUAUUGCUUCGAGGACGAUGCUGAUGGCGUUGUUUACUCGUGGUGUCCGUCUAUGGACUUGUUGGCGGUGUCGCAGCGUAAUGGGAAGUGCAUCUCUCUGUACAGAAUGAAUGGAAGGAAGGUGUACGAGAUAGAUACUUCUUCCAGUCCUGUGAAAUGCAUAGAGUGGAGGCCUGAUGGGAAGCAGCUCUGUGUUGUGUGUGUUGACGACAGCGUGGUUUUGUAUGACGUGAACUCCAAUGAGGAACUGACACGGUUGAAGACGCAGGGCUCUGUGAACUUUACGAGAUGGAUCGUGAUGAAGAGGCCAGCUUCUGAGAACAAGUUCCACGGGAAGUUUGAGCUGAAUGACAUAUGGGAUAGCUUACCGAAAUUGACGCCGUUGUCCAUAUCGGGGGCUCCGAGGAUGAACAAGACGUUCAGCUCCAAACAGGCCAUCGAUACGAUGAUCCAAAUAGGUUCGAACGAGGAGAACAUGGAUUUGUUAUUUGCAUUUGGAUCCAAUUCGGUCAAUCUUACGCUACAUGGGUUGUUCUCCCUUGGCCCUGUGGAGAUCUUCAAAGAAAAUGAGGAUGACGAAGAGAUUGUCAAUUGUAUCUCACACUCUCUAGAGGAUCAUUACAUCUUGACGUCCUCUUUCAAUACGAUGCAGUACAAGUUACGCAAAUUCAGGACGAACUUUAUACAGCAUUACGAGUUCUUCUCACAAAUUACAACUUUGUCGUCUAAGAUCAUUGCGUUGUUGGGGUAUAUCGGUGAAGUACUGAGCAGUAUUGCCGUCUUGGUAAAGUCCUACCUCGAUGACCACAAUAGGUUUUUAAACGUACUACGCAAUGAACUAAAGGAGAAGGGGCUCAACGUUGGUGACGAGUUGUAUAAUCUGCUAUUGACGGGUAUGAUGAGUGAAGACAUCAAAGAUUGGAUACAAAACUCCAUCGGUGAUAGAAAUUUAAAGAGAUGGACAAGCAGUGGUGAAGCAGCUUAUAACAACACGAGAAAACUUCUCAUCUACCAUUUGAUACCUGCCUGUGAUAGAUUAAUACUUUUGCUAUCAAGAUCAAUAUCUGUGGCGAACACUGCAUCUUUAUUGGACACACCAUUUGACAUUGCUGGUGCUAUUCCGGUUGUUAUCUCAGAGGUCAAACACUUCCUCAUCGAGCUAUUCCAAUUAAUAAAGAAGAUCAACAAUGAGCAAGAGUUGUUUAACGAGUUCAUACUGUGGCUCAAGUUCACGUUCACAGAAUUACAGGAAGAUUCAUGUGACAUUGAAUAUUCAACUUCAAGCGUAGCUGAGUACAUAUCAGCACAUUUGGAAAGGUCUGUGUUCACCACUCUUGUUCCUUUGAUGAGGAUGAAAUCUAACAAAGUGACCAUUUCAGCAGAGGAUAUGUUUGACUCCAUAAGAAAAAGUAUUCGAGCUAGCAUUACUCAUAUAGAAGAAGAUGGAACUCUGCUUCAAAUUCCAUUGGGUCAAAUAACGGAGAAACAACGAAUGAAAUUCAUUGACGAUGAUCUAUACGUCUUCAGUGCGUUGGACUCAACUCUGGAGAUUUUCAAGGUAAAUGUUGAAAGCAAACUCACAACGUCAACAAAAGUCGAAUUUGAAGAUGCCAUCUCGGAUUUACAAGUCUUGGAUGAUGAUAAUGUACUCAUUGUGUCUGGACACAGGUUGGUCACUUUUGCAUAUCAAUAUCUAUUUGACCAAUCCCUUCAUACUUAUAAAACAUUAUCAUUGACCAGUAACGAACCUAUGGAUGAUAUUCAGGUUUCUUAUGUGACAACAAACACAGGAAGAAACAUUGGAUGUGGCAUCAGCAGCGACAUGAAACACUACACAGUAUUUGUGAUGAACCAAAUAUGAAACACAUGGCAUAUAUCUAUGUACAGGAAGGCUAUUCAGCUAAUGGAAGUACGCACUGUCUGGGGCAUUUUUAGCUAUAAUGAAUGCA
This is a messenger RNA of Williopsis jadinii, 2000 nucleotides long. RefSeq names its product anaphase promoting complex subunit 4 (gene APC4). Gene Ontology annotation, cellular component: anaphase-promoting complex; nuclear periphery. Gene Ontology annotation, molecular function: protein binding. Gene Ontology annotation, biological process: protein K11-linked ubiquitination; positive regulation of mitotic metaphase/anaphase transition; anaphase-promoting complex-dependent catabolic process. The record is from RefSeq and is a predicted model, not a curated record. The transcript has a single exon. Bases 14 to 1912 code for a protein of 632 amino acids. NCBI's taxonomy places the organism in Eukaryota, Fungi, Ascomycota, Saccharomycetes, Phaffomycetales, Wickerhamomycetaceae.